Babesia ovata is the source of this 2844-nucleotide messenger RNA. Its product is annotated as Ribosome-binding protein 1, putative. Bases 1 to 2844 code for a protein of 947 amino acids. The record is from RefSeq and is a predicted model, not a curated record. The transcript is spliced from 2 exons. Lineage: Eukaryota; Apicomplexa; Aconoidasida; Piroplasmida; Babesiidae.
AUGGACACGAUGGCGAAAAAUGCAACUGCACUCAACACUCUUAAGGACUGUCUCCAGUUUCUGGAGUGGUUGCAUGGUGACAAGCUGGGACAGCAGAUGAAAGGCUUGAUAUCUAGUCGUUUGAAAAGGCUCCUGGACAAGAGGUAUAACACUGUUGAUCCGUCACAAAUUGAGAAAGCACUCUCCACUUUUCUUAGCAGUGUACAUACAUUUCACACUAAAUUAUGCAAAUCUCCACAGCCUAAAUAUACUGGCCCCCAAACCGCUAAAAAUGCCCUCAACGCUCUGCUUGACUGCAUCCCCAAACUGCUUGCCGCCGUGUACUUUCUGCGGUACCAGGUGGAUGCGAACUUUGCGGCGCUGGGGGGAGGGGGGUGGAAGGAUGACGGACAAGUUGGAUGGGUUGAAAUGUACGCCCGUAUGCGUCAAGGCGCUGCAUCCAUGGCCGGACCAGUAGACAAAUAUCUCAUUGCUUCAUCCGGUGAUACAACGUACGGCGGAAUUAUCCCCGGAGGCUUCGCUCCAGGGGACCUGAAGCCAGGUUAUCUUCAGGGUGGUUACUCCCCGGCUUCUCAAAUGGCCGGUGACCUUCAAAAUAUUUUAGAGAAGGAGACUAAUGCGCAUAAUCUCUUUCGCGACGUCUAUUCCACAACAGUAAUUCCAGACUCCGGCGCCGGGACUCCGAACGUCGCCAACGCUCUUCGGUUGGUGCAAGAUUUCUGUAGGAUAUUUGGGGAAGUAACGAAUGAAAUAGAUUUUAAAAUGCAUUUAUACUCGAAAGACAAAUGCAUCGAGUGGGAUAAAUUGCAAGCACAUUGCAAGAAACUUAUAAGCCCUCUUGAACAAAUUUUCACCGGUGGACGGUUUUCUUUCACAGGCUACGGGAGAGAAUAUGAGAAGCUUAAUAAACAAGAUGUUGCUAAAAAAAUGGCCAGUUGGUUUAAAAAACAUUUGGAGACGGUGAAAGAGAAGUUGGCCCAAAUUAAGGCUUUUAGUAGCGUAAAAGAUUCUAAAAAGCUUAAGAGCGGUAAGCCCUUGACUAACCAACAUUCCACAGCCCUUCAAAAUUAUUUCACCAAGCAAUUUAUUCCCUACGGAUUCACGUUUUAUGGUCACCAGUACAACAAGAAUGCUCCGUAUGAUCUUUUGAAGGGGCAGUGGGACACUGCAAUCAGUGAGCUUCAAAGCAGUGACGGCGGUUUGCAGAGGCUUGUUGACAUUCUGAAUGGUGAGCAGUGUAAAGCAGAAGAGGAACAAAGAAAACAAAGGCAAAAUGAUGAUGAUCAGCCUGAAGAAAUAGAUGAAGAGCUUCUGGAGGAGCCUGAGGAUGAAGAGUUAAAGGAUGGAAAGAUUGUUACACUUCCCAAACCAGGAGCUGCAAAACCUGUGAUCACCAAGGCCGAGGCGGCGAAGCCGACUGCCACUGGUGCUGAGGGAGCACAGAACCAGGGGAAGAAGGCGGAGGGAGCACAGAACCAAGGCAAGAAAAGUGAGGGAGCGCAGAACCAAGGCAAGAAAACAGGUGUAGAUCCAAAUCAAAAUAAUGGUCAAAGUGAAGAAAAGUCUCCAGCUCUACCAGUUGGAAAGCCUCCUGCUCCAGCUCAGUCUUCCGAUGUGAAAGGAGCCCCAGGCCCGUCAGGGCCUGCUGGUCCAGAACCUCCGGGGUCUUCUUCGGCUCCAGGUUCGUCAGGUAACCAAAUUGUACAAGUUCAAAAACCUGAUACAGUAUCGCCAGUUCCUCCCCCUCUUCUUGCAGCCCCUGCCCCCGCUGGUCAGCCGGGUGUAGGUCAGGGUUCACCGGGCGGUGAUGCUCCAACUCCACAGCCUGUUUCCCCUAAAGACACUGUGCUUGCUCAGCCUACAGGUGUUCCAGGGUCAGACGCUGGGAUAACUGGUGGUAAGGGGACUAGGCAAGAUAGUGGUCAAGGUGUUGGUCAACCAACAACUCAACCCUCCGAUCUCAAUUCAAGCGGCGUCGCUACUACUUCGGUUGUCCCGGCGUCUGAUCCAGGUAGCGGUGGGAGUGAAGGGUCUCCACAGGAUACCGUUAAAGAAGAUCCCUGUCCUAGUGCCAAGGGGUUUACGAAAAUCAAACUAUGGCCCAAUAGCAGUACUUACUGUGUCAGAACGGCUGAUUAUGAUAGGCAGGACGAAAUUAAUAAGAAGUGGUACGAUAAGGUAAAACAUGGUCUAGAAGCUGCCGAGGAACGCAAACGGCAAGAUGAAAAGGAAAAGCAGCAGAAAGAGGCAGAAGAGCGUCAGCUUCAGGAGGAAGUGGAGGAAUAUAAACGCAAAUUAUUGCAGGGAAUGCAAAUGGAAACCAAAAUUCUCAAUGAGCAUCCCGGCAUUCCAACGUAUGCCGACGCUGACAAAGUGAAGGCGAAAACAAUGCUUCGAUCAGGAUACACGCCUGUAGAUCUAAAAGAGCCCGGUUUCACCCCUAGCGUUCCCGACGGCAACGGCAUAACAGGCGGUAGAGGAGUCCCGGACUCCAUGCCUCCACCAGCUUUCACUUUUACUGGCCACCCGUUGGAUUCAAAAAAAAUGAAGAAUCCCGUGCAACAUCCUCCACCAGAGCAUAAACCUCUUGGACAAUUAUUGGUUCCCAAGCCUGCAGCCCGAUCAGCGCCUAGAAUCAAACGCCCUGAAAAAAAGGCUCCUUUUUCCGCCCCAGCCCCCUCACUCAUAACAGCGCCCGUGGAUGACAUGGCCAGGUUACAAUUCACGGACAUCUCCGUCGUCGACCCAAGCGGCCCCUCAAGGUCAACGCAGGACGUCCCUCUGCCACCUCAGAUCGAUCCGGCGCAUCACAAAAUUUUCGACGUAAAGGUGUUCCUCCCUUGA